CUGCUCGCUUGGACUGGAUCCGCCCUCACCCCCCCUAAACCGCGAAAUGAACCAAUAUUACUAGCUUCGGGCAGCUGACACAACCUUCGACGGAGUUGGACGGAUAGCCCCUUGCUCCACCUUGACAAUACAGACAGGCAUUCCCUUGGGUCUUUAGUACAUAACCGCAGUGUCGGUGCUCUGUAGCUUGUUCGAGUUCAGCUCUUGAAAUCUCCAAGACCGGGAACAUUUUUCCAACAAUAGCCUUGUCCGUCAUUUUACUUCUUCACGAUCACGGCCCCUCGGAAGGAAAAAAAAAUAAAAAUAAAAAACCCAGUCGUCUGUAGCCCCGCGCCCGUGUUGCGCCUCGAACCCGUCCUCCCCCGUUUCCUUCUUCCCUCUAAUACACCGCAACCUAUCGGGUUGCAAUAGCGCACACAAUGGCCGCAGAGAAGCCGUCGGUACUCAUCAUCGGCGGGCUUGGUUAUAUCGGACGGUUCUUAGCCCGGUAUAUACACGAGAACGAUCUCGCAUCCGAAAUUCGCUUAGUAGAUAAGGUAUUACCGCAGCUCGCCUGGCUUGCGCCUGAGUUCGAGACUGCAUGCUCCUCAGACAAAUUCAUACAAGCAGACGCAAGUAAAGAACAGGCUUUGGCACGGAUAUUUGACCGGCCCGAUGGCAAACAGUGGGAUUAUGUUUUCAACUGCGGCGGCGAGACGAGAUAUUCCCAGGAAGAUGAAGUAUACAAAGUACGGUCUCUAGGUCUGUCGUUAGCAGUUGGUAAAGAGGCGGCGAAGAGAGGGGUGAAGUGCUUCAUAGAGUUGAGCACGGGUAUGGUAUACAAGUCGAAUUCGGCGCCGAGCAAAGAGACGGACAAGCUCAAGCCUUGGAGCAAGAUUGCCGUGUUCAAACUUCAGGCGGAGGAGGAACUCGCCAAGAUUGAAGGCUUAAAUCUCGUCAUCGUACGCUUACCCCAUGUUUACGGCCCGUAUGCAUCUCAAUGGGUGGCGACGGCAUUGUGCAUGGCGCGCGUCUACCAAGCGAUGGGUGAGGACAUGAAAUUCCUAUGGACCAAGGACCUGUACACAAACACAGCACAUAUUGACGAUGUUACACGGGCUCUAUGGUCGGUUGCCGCCUGGUACGACGCUGGCAAGGCCAAUUGGGAUGAGAAGAGCAUGGGCCGGACGCCGACAUUCAAUGUGGUAGAUAAAGGAACGACAAAUCAGGGUACGAUCGCCGAAAUUAUUGGCCAAGUAUUCGGUAUCGAGACUGGAUUCCAAGGCCAGCUUCUCAGCAACCUCGCCCGUCUCAACAUGGAUAGCGUUGUGGAUGAUGUCAACGACGAUGUUCUAGGACCCUGGGCAGACCUUCUCGCCGAUGCUGGGAUAACGAGACCGGGCCCGCUGACUCCCUUUAUGGAAAAGGAGCUGCUGAAGGAUACGGACCUCAGCAUGGACGGCAGCCGGCUGGAGGCGGUAGUUGGAUUCCAGUACCAAAAACCGGUUAUCACGAAGGAACUAGUGGAGGAAGUGAUCGAGAGCUACAAGAGGAUGAAGUGGUGGCCGUGAUUUGAGCAACCCUAACAGGAGAAGCUCGAGAAAUAUAA
Messenger RNA from Daldinia vernicosa, 1588 nucleotides. RefSeq lists its product as uncharacterized. The transcript is spliced from 3 exons. Lineage: Eukaryota; Fungi; Ascomycota; Sordariomycetes; Xylariales; Hypoxylaceae. The record is from RefSeq and is a predicted model, not a curated record. The coding region runs from base 420 to 1550 and encodes 376 amino acids.